AUGCACGCAAGAACGCGCGCGUGUUCUCAUGUUCAGAUCAGUUAGUUAGUUGGAGUCUCGUCUGUUCUCUACGAUCGACGAAACUAUGAACAACACAUAGAUUAUAUACUUAACUGCGCAGAGCGUCUCCUUUGAAGGAUUUUGAGAUGAAGAAAGACAUUGAUACACUUAUAGCUGAAGAACGGGCUGAGAUCAUCGCAAAAUAUGAGAAGGGCAGGCAGGAGGGUGUGCACAUUAACUCCUGGGAGGAUGCCGACUACAACAUCUUCAAAUUCACAGAUCGCCUUGGUUUCCUGCAUGAAGAGGAACUGCCAAUUCCAACCGCAAUUGAAGAGAAGUGCAAGCUCCUGGAAAUUGAAAGAGUUGAGAAAUGGCUUAAAAUGGUGAAGAAGUGGGAAAAGUACCACAACAGCGAAAAGAUGAUGAAGCGGGUGUACAAGGGGAUUCCCAUGCAGCUGCGCGGGCAGGCCUGGGCUCUGCUGCUAGACGUGGAUAAUGUGAAGCAGGCCAACUUCAGGAAGUAUGAGAAAAUGAAGGAACAAGCCAAAAUGUACUCAACUGAAAUUAAGCAGAUUGAUCUUGAUGUCAACAGGACCUUUAGAAACCAUAUCAUGUUCAUGGACCGCUUUGGAGUCAAACAGCAAGCCCUGUUUCAUGUGCUGGCAGCUUAUUCCGUCUACAACACGGAAGUGAGCUACUGUCAGGGGAUGAGCCAGAUUGCUGCAAUAUUACUCAUGUACAUGAAUGAGGAAGAUGCAUUCUGGGCCUUAUCACAGCUUCUGACCAAUGGGAAACAUGCCAUGCACGGGUUCUUCAUUCCAGGGUUUCCCAAACUGCUGCGUUUUCAGGCUCAUCAUGACCAAAUACUGUCAAAACUCCUCCCAAAGCUGAAGAAACACUUGGAUAAGGAGCAGAUGUCCACUGGUUUCUACUCAACUAAAUGGUUCCUCCAGUGUUUCAUCGACAGGACACCCUUUACACUCACCCUGCGUCUAUGGGACAUCUACAUAUUAGAGGGAGAGAAAGUCCUCACCGCCAUGGCCUAUACUGUUCUCAAACUGCACAAAAAACACCUUCAGAAGAUGUCUCUAGAGGACCUCAGGGAGUUUCUGCAGGAGCGCAUUGCUUCCUCCUUCACCGUGAGUGAUGAUGUUGCCAUUGAUCAACUGCAGUCAUCUAUGUCCGAGCUUCGCAGGAUGAAACUCGAUCUCCCUUCUCCAGCCAAGGGAGAUGAGAUCCCAAAUAUACCUCUGGGCCAAGAGCGUCCAAUAGUGCUGGUUCCAGUCAUCCAAACUGAGUGUGUGUCCAUACCACCACCAGCCACAUACAACAAUCCAACCUCAACCAAACCACACACCGAGGACAUCACCACCCACAACCAGAGCAGCGAUACAGUUACCUCUUCCAUUAACCGUCCACCCUCCCCUCUACCAGAGCACACCCAAUCUUCCAACCCUUCAUUGUCACAGGUUACGCUUAAAGACACAACUACCACAUUGAAGAUUCAAGACAGUGCCCCUGAACAAAAACCAAAUCUUCUUCACUUCCCAGAACUUGAACAAGGGGAUACACUCUCUUUGAAAAAGGGACAUGUCAGUAGACCUGUCUCAGCGGUGUCUGAAGAGUGGCCUCCACCCUACCAGCCACCCAUAACCGAUUCUUCCAGUAUACACUCCUUUAAUCUCCCAGAGUUGCCACCUCCACCUCAUCCCUGCAUCGAACAAGAAGUUGAGGUUUUACCACUAGAGGGAGACAUCCGGUUCAAUCUUCCUCCACCACCACCACCAAAUACAGAACCUCUAGAUCUAAUCUUAGAAGAUCCAUCUUCAUCGCCCUCCUCAUAUCGAGCUCAUCGGCAGCUAAGCAAGUUUCCAGUCAACUUAUAUGUUCCUCCAUCCUCAAAUGACCGCCGACCUUUUAACACAUCCCAUUACGACAACAUCUGGGAGGCAGAAUGCCAGUCUGUGGAUAGACUGUUGGAGAUGGCCACCAUAUUGCCGCAAAACUCAGACUUGGGUGUCCAGAACCCCACCCUUCCCCUUCAUUCAGAGGACACCUUGUCUCUUACUCUACCGCCCCCAUCCAUGUUCUUCUACUCCCCAGACUCUUCACCCCUACCUCCUCCUCCAACCCAAUGCAUCGAGGAGUCCAACAGUCGGGCAACUCCAGACUGUGUUUUCCCCCAGCCACCAGACAGACCUUUCCUUGUACCUUCAGUCCCAUCCAAUUGCAUGCUUCUAAACCAGACUGUACAAGACAUGGGUCAAUCACGGCCCCCAAGGCUUCCGCCCAAAAAAUUACAACCCGCAAGGCUUUCUCCUGUAAACUCGGAUUCAGACUUCUACCGAAUGCAUGUUCCAAGUCAUUAGUUG
Molecule: messenger RNA, 2372 nt
Organism: Xyrauchen texanus (razorback sucker)
Lineage: Eukaryota; Metazoa; Chordata; Actinopteri; Cypriniformes; Catostomidae
Product: USP6 N-terminal-like protein
Exons: 14
Coding region: 147-2369 (740 amino acids)
Source: RefSeq, a predicted model, not a curated record